Molecule: messenger RNA, 612 nt
Organism: Dichomitus squalens LYAD-421 SS1
Lineage: Eukaryota; Fungi; Basidiomycota; Agaricomycetes; Polyporales; Polyporaceae
Product: guanylate kinase
Exons: 3
Coding region: 1-612 (203 amino acids)
Biological process (GO): purine nucleotide metabolic process
Cellular component (GO): cytosol
Molecular function (GO): GMP kinase activity
Source: RefSeq, a predicted model, not a curated record
AUGCCCCCUGCAGUCGACUUCCUCCGCCCGCUCGUCAUCUCUGGCCCCUCCGGAGUCGGCAAGAGCACCCUCCUCAAGCUCCUCUUUGCCGACCAUCCCAAUAAAUUUGGCUUCAGCGUCUCCCACACUACGCGCGCCCCCCGCACAGGCGAGGUCGACGGCAAGGACUACUACUUCGUUUCAAAGGACAAGUUCAAGGAGCUGAUCGCCCAGGGCGCCUUCAUCGAGCACGCCCAGUUCUCCGACAACUUCUACGGCACGAGCUACAUGACCGUACAUGAGAUCGAGAAGUCCGGCAGGAGGUGUCUCCUCGAUAUCGAGGCCCAGGGCGUCCGCCAAAUAAAGGGCACAAGUUUGAACCCCGUCUACCUUUUCGUAUCCCCGCCCUCCCUGACCGCGCUGCGCACGCGUCUCAAGGGUCGCGCUACGGAGGACGAGGCGGCAGUUGCCAAGCGACUCGCUGCCGCCCUCAGGGAGAUCGAGUAUGCCAAAGAGGGCGCGCACGAUUUCGUGAUCGUCAAUGACGAUCUGCCCAGGGCGUAUGAAAAGUUCCAGCGGGUUGCCCUUGGAGAGCCCAUCGAAAGCGAUCCUCUGCCUCCCCUCGACGAUUAG